Messenger RNA from Plasmodium vivax (malaria parasite P. vivax), 1360 nucleotides. RefSeq names its product 60S ribosomal protein L11, putative. Gene Ontology annotation, cellular component: cytosolic large ribosomal subunit; ribosome. The record is from RefSeq and is a predicted model, not a curated record. Lineage: Eukaryota; Apicomplexa; Aconoidasida; Haemosporida; Plasmodiidae. Gene Ontology annotation, biological process: translation. The transcript is spliced from 2 exons. Gene Ontology annotation, molecular function: RNA binding; structural constituent of ribosome. The coding region runs from base 554 to 1075 and encodes 173 amino acids.
AAAAAAAAAAAAAACAUUAAAAAAAGAGAAAUGCAAAUGGGUUGACCCGAACGAUCAGCGUGUUCCUUCUCGCCACGAGAAAGUAAAAAAAAAAAAAACAAACACGCUUCGUCACGUUUGUUCCUUUUCUUUAUUAUUUUUUUUUCCCCCCCCGCUGCGUUCUUUCUGUUUUAUCUUCUCCCAUUUCCACGUGAACCAAAGGAGCUGCUCACCGAGGGCAUUCGAUAAAGGCCGCUUUUUUUUUUCUUUUCCUUUUUUCAUUCCGAAGGGGGAAAAGCGAAAGAGUAGCAUCUCUCGUCCAAGUGAGCAGAGCAGUGAUCACCAGGCUGCGGAUCCGCGCACAGAGGAAAGGAAGCAACGAAGUACCCUCCACCUCAAUCGGUCAGCGGCAACGACAGCAGUACCCCAGUUGGGAGCUUUUCCUCUCUUGCUCUGAAGGAAGGGCACAAAAAGCAAAGCAGUUAAGCGGCUAACCAGAUAACCAGCCAACCGCUAACCCGCUGACCCUCCGAAACCCCCCCCUUAAGAGGCACCCUUCGACGAGGCACCCAAAAUGGAAAAGAAGGAGGAUAACGUCAUGCGGGAGAUUAAGGUCAACAAGUUGGUCCUCAACAUUUGCGUCGGCGAGUCAGGUGACAGGCUCACCAGAGCAGCCAGAGUGCUCGAGCAACUAACGGAGCAGAAGCCCAUCUUCGGAAAAUGCAGAUUCACCAUCAGAUCCUUUGGAGUCAGGAGGAACGAAAAGAUUUCUUGCUUCGUAACCGUCAGAGGCAAGAAGGCGUUGGAAAUUUUGGAGAAGGGACUCAAGGUGAAGGAGUACGAAUUGAGGAGGAAAAAUUUUUCUGAGACUGGGAAUUUUGGUUUUGGUAUUCAGGAACACAUAGACCUGGGCAUUAAGUAUGACCCCUCCACUGGUAUCUACGGAAUGGAUUUCUACGUGCAUCUGUCGAGACCCGGCUACCGAGUCACCCGCAGAAGGAGAAAGCGAUCCACCAUCUCCAAGACGCACAAGGUGACCAAGGACGAGGCGAUGAAGUGGUUCCAGACCAAGUUCGACGGCAUUCUGCUCAAGUGAGCGGACGAAGCGUAGCCGAGCGAAGCGCGCGUCAUGCUCCGUGUGUUUAUACCCCAUGUGUGCAGGCCCCACGUGUGCGUACCCCAUGUGUGUUUACCCCAUGUGCUGCGCGGAGUGAGGCCCUUUAUUCCCUUUUUUUUCCCCUUCCUUUCCUUUUUCCUCCCCGCGACCGAACCGAAAGCGUGGACACCCACUCCGCGCAAAGAAAAAAAAGAACCAGCCGUGGUCCAAAAAGGAACUUUCUCCCUCCCCAUUUUAAACGAAGCGUCUAUCGCAUUAAAGAGG